AUGGCAACUGAAAAGAACGAGACCGACGCACUGCUUAAAAUUCUGGGGAGCGACAAAAAGUUAAAACAGUUUCAUUCUGACUGGAACAAACUCCUGGAAAGUGAUGAUGAGGAGGAGCUGGACAGCUCUCUGGCAGAUGAUUUCAGCUCCUCUUUGGCACUUUGCCCUAACGAUUCGGACGACUUGGCCGACACUACUGUCACCACUGUAGUUGCAGAUAACUUUGCUGACACCGAUUCUACUGAAGUAAUUUCCAGCAUGCAGGAAGAGGCUUUAUCCGACUCUGGUCUCGGUAUUGGUGCUUCAUCAUCUAGUCAGCACAGCGAAGUUCCACUUCCUACAAUCACUAGUUCAGAUGCUUCAGCUGAAGUCGAUCAACUUGAAAGUACAAACAAUGAAAGCCUGCAACAGGCUCAAUCAAACGAACCACUGCCGGUCAACAAUGCCAUCAUUUACUACAGCUACCGUGAGCAAUCGGCUCAAAGCACCGUUGCCGUUGUCACUGAUGCCGCAGUAGCAGGCACCAACAAACGAAACUACGACGAUUUCAAAACUCCCAACAAAAGUGUUGUGAAGGCAAAGCUGAGUGACGACGCCAUCUUUCGCAAGCCCACCACUAGCCCCAGUUUGAGUCGUUCGAGUAGCCGCUCUUCCCUGCGUUCCAGCUCUACCUCCUCUGAGCCGCCAUUCAAACGACGAAACAACAUCAAAACACCUGUGGAGUAUGAGAAUGACCAGCAAGUCAUCUUCCGUCGGCAGAAACAGCUUGAUUACGGCAAGAACACCAUCGGCUACCAGGCAUACCUCACCAAAGUCCCAAAGAACAGUAGGACACGCGAGAACCCAGUGACUCCUGACAAGUUUGUCAAGUACAGUCGCCGUUCGUGGGAUCAACAGGUCAAAAUUUGGCGCAAAAAAAUUCACGAAUUUGAUCCUCCCGAAGUCAUUCACUAUCAGUCUCAGAAGCCAGAGAGCUCUCACCUUCGUGAAGUGAAAAAACAUCUAAACUUUGACGAUUCCUCACCAGUGACAAAGGGCAAAACCGUUUCGGUUAAUCUGAACAAUGAGACUUCUGAAAGUGAAGUUCCCUUUGAUGAAAUUGACGUUUCAGACAUUCUCGAUGUUAACGACUUUGUUUAG
Rhagoletis zephyria (snowberry fruit fly) is the source of this 1140-nucleotide messenger RNA. The record is from RefSeq and is a predicted model, not a curated record. NCBI's taxonomy places the organism in Eukaryota, Metazoa, Arthropoda, Insecta, Diptera, Tephritidae.